CCUCUUUUCUUGCCCUUUCUCUGUUUCUCUCUCUCUCUCUCUCUCCCCGCCACUGAGCUGCCGCCGCCGUUCUAGAGGCAAAAAGAAAUGGGGUCGAUUCCCGAUCCCGGUGAGUUGAGCGAGAUGACUCACCCGAGCUUCGAUGAGUUCCAAAGGCAGGCGUCUCUGAUGGCGAGCUGUACUCUGCUCUGGAAGGAGCUUUCCGAUCACUUCACUAAUCUGGAGCAAGAUCUUCUUAAGAAAUCGGACGCACUGAGGCAUAAAAUUCAAACCUUAGACCAUCAGACUAAGGAGUCUCUUGACGAGCUGGAGAAGCGCGAGGUUAGUAUCCAGGGUAGUGUUCAGAUCGCGCUUGGUAAGGUCGAGAAAAGUAUGGAAGCGGCGCUUAAAGCUCUUGAGAAAGACGGCGAUGAGAAUGGUGAAGUCGAUGAUGGCGAUGGAUUGUUGUUGAAGCUGAAAUCAUUCUGUUUGGAAAUGGAUGCUAGUGGAUUUUGGAGGUUCAUCACUGGUAAGAAGAAGGAAUUGAAGGCUCUGAGGGAGAAAAUUCAAUUGGCCUUAGCUGAAUGCAUCGAUCCGCCGAGAUUCGUGCUGGAGGCCAUCUCGGAGGUGUUUCCACUGGAUAAGAGAGUGGAAAAAAGUGAUGGUGGGAAUGAUUUGGGCUGGGCUUGUGUUUUAGUGCUUGAAUCGCUGAUUCCAGUUGUUGUAGACCCAGUGAUCGGGAAGUCAAGGAUUUUGGUUACUCCUAGCAUGAAAGAGCGCGCCAAGGAAAUCGCUGAAACUUGGAAGGCGAGCUUGGAAGAGCGCGGUGGUAUCGAGAAUGUUAGGACACCGGACGUGCACACCUUUUUGCAGCACUUGGUUACUUUUGGGAUUGUAAAGAGGGAAGAUGUCGACUUAUAUCGGAAGCUUGUGGUUGGAUCGGCCUGGCGGAAGCAGAUGCCCAAAUUGGCAGUAUCACUUGGCCUUGGAGAUAUAAUGCCUGAUAUGAUUGAAGAGUUAAUCAGCCGGGGACAGCAGCUUGAUGCCGUGCAUUUUACAUAUGAAGUUGGUCUUGCGGAUAAGUUCCCCCCCGUUCCACUGCUGAAAGCUUAUCUGAAGGAUGCAAAGAAAGCUGCAGCUGCUAUUUCUGAGGAUCCAAAUAAUGCCGGCAGAGCAAUGCACCUUGCUGCACGAAAAGAGCAGUCCGCACUCCGAGCUGUUAUCAAGUGCAUUGAAGAAUACAAGCUUCAGGCGGAGUUCCCUCCAGAAAACCUUAAGAAACGUCUUGAACAGCUAGAAAAGGUGAAGGUAGAGAAGAGGAAGCCUGCUGCAGUCCCUGCCAACAAGAGAACACGGGCAAACAAUGGUGGCCCUAUGCCUCCUGCCAAGGCUGGUCGUUUGACAAAUGCAUAUGUAUCUUCAUACCCAGCAGCCCCUGCAUUUGUCAGGUCUCCCUCGCCCUCUCAGUACCUGGCCGGUGUCCCGCCCUACCAUUCCCCACCCUCAAUGUAUGGCAGCAGAAGCCCACCUGCAAAUCCUUAUACUUACUCACCCGAAGCUGCUCCACAUGCUGGAUCGUUCCCCUCACCUCCAAUGUCGUAUCCUGUAUAUGGUGGUUACGGCAAUGCAAUGGCCUCAGCAUAUCAACCAGCUUACUAUCGAUAAACAUGACUGAUCUCUGAUGAUGGUAACUGCUGAUUCUUGUUAUUUACUUUCCCAAUGGUUUGUCUGUAAUACCUAACCAUGAAACAGUAGCCAUGUAUGUGUUAAUUGUGACUUGUUAUGCUUCUUGCUUUUCGUGCUGAGAAGCCAAACUCUAAUGUUGAUCAAACUUUAGCUGUAGGGUUGAUCGUGUAAAGCUAUUAGGAUGACCACGACACAACAUUAUAAAGUAGAUCCUAAUGUCAUUUGGUCUUUAGUUGUAGAAAGGCUUGCCCUGUUGGUUCUA
Messenger RNA from Cucurbita maxima (winter squash), 1927 nucleotides. Its product is annotated as FRIGIDA-like protein 4a. The transcript is spliced from 3 exons. NCBI's taxonomy places the organism in Eukaryota, Viridiplantae, Streptophyta, Magnoliopsida, Cucurbitales, Cucurbitaceae. The record is from RefSeq and is a predicted model, not a curated record. Bases 88 to 1644 code for a protein of 518 amino acids.